Molecule: messenger RNA, 1374 nt
Organism: Heterobilharzia americana
Lineage: Eukaryota; Metazoa; Platyhelminthes; Trematoda; Strigeidida; Schistosomatidae
Source: the annotation of a GenBank genome assembly
AUGCGUUUGUUUAAAUUAACACGUCAUAUUGCUGGAUUGAAAAUUUUAAUUCACACAUUUCGUGCAAGCCUUAAAGAAUUAGUAUUGUUAGUAUUUUUUCUCAUGGUAUUUAUUGUAAUAUUUGCGGCAUUAAUGUACUAUGCUGAACGAUUUCAAUACAAUCCACAAAAUGAUUUCGCUUCCAUACCAGUUGGUUUAUGGUGGGCUAUUGUAACCAUGACAACUGUUGGCUAUGGCGAUCAAGUUCCAAAAACGUAUUUAGGUAUGAUAGUUGGUGCAAUGUGCGCUAUUACGGGAGUCAUGACAAUCUCUCUACCUGUCCCUGUUAUCGUAUCCAACUUUUCACGUUUCUACACUCAUACGCAAGCUCAGUCAAAACUUCCAAAGAGAAGAAGACGUAUUUUACCUGUUGAAUCAGUGCGCCCAAAACCUUAUGGUCAAAGUGUACAACUGAAUUCUUCUUCCUUGAAGUUGAAAAACAGCUAUGGUGUAGUUCCGCCGGUAUCAGCACGUGCUUUUACUUCUAUAAUUGAUUCACCCAUGCGACUGACUGCUAAUAGUGAGCGGAAAACCUUCUUUCCAGAUGCAAAUUCCAGUGUAACAGAAAAUCCGACUAAUGAUCAAACAGUUGUCAGACCGCUAAUACCUAGGCGAGAAGAAAUCACUUUGCUACCAGGAGAAAGUUUACUUCAGUGUACACCAGCAGCAGGACGACUUAAACCAACAACAGUAAAAGAAAAGACGAACACAUCCGAGUCACAGACAACAUCAGAAACAAACCCACUUCUUUCAAGUCAUGAUACAAAACCUGAUCAUAAGAAUCAAUCUUGUCAUCAAUUUUGUAAUAACAUAAUCGGCAACAAGGAUACUUAUAACUGCAUCAGCAAUAAUACUAGCAUGAACCACAAAGGAAUAAGUUCGUUGACUUCCGUCAACUGUUCAAACAACGAUAGUGAUCAUUAUCAUGGAGAUGGAGAUGAAAAGUGCAGUUUCCCUAAUACUACAAAUAAGAACAUUAAUAACGUCUCGAAACUGAACACCUCCUAUCCUACAUGUUAUACAACAACAGCAACUACUACUAGUACCACUAUUAAUAGUGAGGGCUGCAAUGACGAAUUUUCAGUUUUAAUCAAUACAAAAACUUCACACCAUCUUCCAAAUUACCUACAACAAACAGAUUUCAAAAAGUUGUGCUCUCCGUUUGACGAACGCAAUGCUGAUGAGAAUUUUUUGCCAUCAGACAAUAGUUUAACUCAUCUAGAAGAACUAUUAACCUUACGUAAUAAUUAUGAAAUAACCCCCCCUCGUCUAUCCUCAAUAUCUGGGGACAAAUAUGAAGUGAAAUUUUCGAGUCGAUCACAUUCACCAACAUAA